AUGGUGUUUCCCUCUUCCGAGACCGUCCACCGUUGUGCCGCCGAGCUUUCUGCCGCCGCUACUGUUACAUUGUCGCUGUCGUCGCCGGAGGACUCAUUUCCAUUGCUCUGGUCAGCGAUUUGCCAUCUCGAAGGACUACUGUGUCGUGUUGAUGCCCUAGCCGCCGUAAGGACCGUCGUAACGCUGCUGCUUUUCCCCUCCGACAACUGCCUCCGUGAGGCCAUAGUAGGAUCGCCGACAACUCCAUGCGACUCCGAUGACGGGCCUGAGGCCGGUGCUGAGGUUACCAUGGUGUUUCCCUCUUACGAGACCGUCCACCGCUGUGCCGCCGAGCUUCCUGCCACCGCUACUGUUACAUUGUCGUUGUCGUCUCCGGAAGACUCGUUUCCAUUGCUCCGGUCAGCGAUUUGCCAUCUUGAAGGACUACUGUGUCGUGUCGAUGCCCCAGCCGCCGUAAGGACCAUCGUAACACUGCUGCUUUUCCCCUCCUAG
Molecule: messenger RNA, 492 nt
Organism: Lactuca virosa
Lineage: Eukaryota; Viridiplantae; Streptophyta; Magnoliopsida; Asterales; Asteraceae
Source: the annotation of a GenBank genome assembly